This is a messenger RNA of Formica exsecta, 2972 nucleotides long. Its product is annotated as probable ubiquitin carboxyl-terminal hydrolase FAF-X. The record is from RefSeq and is a predicted model, not a curated record. The coding region runs from base 1 to 750 and encodes 249 amino acids. Lineage: Eukaryota; Metazoa; Arthropoda; Insecta; Hymenoptera; Formicidae. The transcript is spliced from 7 exons.
AUGAGAAAAUUGUGUUCCACACUUACGGAUCACCAGCAUCGUAAUACAAUAGUGGAAGAGGAAGAAUGGCUUACAGCAGAACGUAUGGCAAAAUGGAUUAAAGACAAUGGAGUAUUGGAAAUUGUAUUGAGAGAUUCGUUGCAUCAGCCACAAUAUGUAGAAAAACUGGAGAAGAUUUUACGCUUUAUUAUAAAAGAACGUGCACUUACACUUGAAGACUUGGAUGCUGUUUGGGCAGCUCAAGCUGGUAAACACGAGGCGAUUGUGAAAAACGUUCAUGAUUUGUUAGCCAAGUUAGCUUGGGAUUUUAGUCCUGAACAGCUUGACCAUUUAUUUGAGUGUUUUCAGACAAGUUGGAGGACCGCCAAUAAAAAACAACGGGAAAAAUUAUUAGAAUUGAUUAGGAGACUUGCGGAGGAUGAUAAGGAUGGCGUUAUGGCGCACAAGACUUUGGCUCAUUCCGAUGAAGUCCCUACAGAAAUUAUGGAUCCGGCGUUGAAUGCUCGUGUAAAGAUUCUUGAUUAUUCAUGUUCGCAAGAAAGAGACGCGCAAAAGACAAUCUGGCUGGAUAAGUGUGUCGAAGAAUUGAAAAAUGGUGAUAAGUGGGCUCUUCUUCCUGCGUUAAAGCAAAUUCGCGAAAUAUGUUGCCUUUAUGAACCAAAUCCCAACUUGGGUCAUAGUCAACGUAGCCAUCAUUUACACUACAGGCAAGAAGUAAUAGAGCGUUUACAGAGUGAACACAUUCAGUAGUGAUACUUGUAACAAAUAGCUUAACAAAUUAUAUGGAUAAAUGGUAAAGACAAUUGGUAAAGGAAAAUCCUGAAAUUGACGCGAAUACUUUUAUGCCUGAUGGUCGAUACAAUCAUAUUAUGCAAGUACAGGAAAGAUUGAAUCUCUUGCGUUUUCUUGUAAAGGAUGGACAAUUAUGGUUACGCGCUGAUCAAGCGGAGCAGAUUUGGCAAUGUUUAGCCGAACAGGAUGUAUUUGUUUCUGAUCGCGAGGCGUGCUUUAAAUGGUUUUCCAAACUUAUGGGAGACGAGCCAGAUCUAGAUCUAGCGAUAAACAAAGACUUUUUUCAAAAUAAUAUACUGCAAUUAGAUCCGAUAUUACUUACAGAAAGCGGUAUUAAAUGUUACGAAAGAUUUUUUAAAGCUGUGUUAAUUCUGAGGAAGGAAAAUUGAAACUGAAACGUAGAACAUUUCUCAUGGAUGACGUGUAUUUAAUUGGGACUGUUACGGCCACCAUUGUAAUUUCCAUUAGUUGAAUGCUCCGAAAACAUUUCACAGAUUAUAUCAAACGUGAAUGAAAUUAUUAAAUAUUCCCUUCUAUUUAUUCGUAAUUUUAUUGACUAGAGCGUCUCAUUCGCGCUAAAUACAAUUAAAAUUACUUUUAAAAACUAGAACUAAGAAAAUGUCGAGGAGACAUUUUAUUUUUUUCUACUAUGUGUUUACUAUGAGAAUUAGCUUUACGAGCAUACGCGAUCUCAAGAACAAUGAUCACUAUUCUUGUGAUUUCCGCCAGUGCACGGUCUAGUCCACGCAUUUGCCUUUGAUCUUUUUGACUUAUGUCCGACGACCCUCGUACUCGGAAACGAAUGUAAAAUCGCAAUGCGCCGCGCGAUGUACAUAACGUAAUUAAUAGUAAAUUUCAUGAUUCGUCAAUUUAUAUCUGCGAGAUGGGAUCACGCAUACCAUAAAACUGAUGCACAAUCUUCCUUUUCGUUUCUCUCCUCGCUUUACUUUAUUACGUACACAAGCAUAUUGUAGGAAUCGGUAUAAUUCCGGUGAUUUGAAAUUUCCAAUGUAAAUACGCUUCAUUGUUUUCGCAAAAAUAAAAAUAGAGGCGAUGUUUUACGUCUGUAGCAUCCUCGAAAUCUGUAUUCAGCGAAAUUACACUAAUCUUAAAUGAUGUACGUAUACGCAGGAAAAUGACAUUCCGUCGUCGCAAUCUCUACUGUCCCUUGCGUAUCUCUCUUCCUCCUUCUUUUUUUUUUUAAACUACAACGCCGAGCGCUGUUUCAUCUGAUGGCAAAAACGACGAUUCCGGCAAUGAUCUUAUAUUACGUACAAUGCGCGCUCGGCUAUCGCACAUACUUAUGUCUCCCUUAUUUCUACCACGCAUAAGAUAAAUGACACUAGUAUCAUGACACUUCCAGUUUUUGUGAACCAUAUCUUUCGAAUAAUUAAAAAAAAAGGACAAGUAUUUUUUAUACAUGAUAUUAUACGCGCUUAUUAUUUAGUGGGAGUAAAAUUAAAUAUUAAAUAAUUAUAGACUACAUCUCGCGUGUUAACAAAAGAGAGUGAACUUAGCAUACAGUGUCCGUGUACAAAAACCAGGAUUUACAAUAGCGUUUCUCUAAAUCUCAAUGUAUAUAUAAUAGGAAUACAAUAAUUUUUUUAUCACAUAUAUAAAAAGCGGUUGUUUGUGUCUAUAUAUGUACAUGUCCGAGUAAGAUUAGGUACCAUUAUUAUUUUUAACAAAUAGAAGCUAUUAUAUAAUUUGGUACACUGUGUUUAACUCGGUUAUUCGAUAAAUACGAACAAUAAUAAUCAAUACGUCAUUAUUUCCUGGUGUCCUGACAUAGUCGUUGGUUUUUCGCACGAAAUCUUAUUAUACACACUGCUCGCUUAUUCCACAUUACAUGAUUUUAAUUCUCUUUUUUUUCUUCUUUUAUAAGAUUAUUUUUAUAUAAUAUUCUAUAUAUAACACACACACACACACGUUCCUUUUUUUAUUCAAUAAGUCAGAGCAAUGGCCGGUUAAUGGUUGAUAAAUUUGAAGAUCGUCACUUUCUUUUUCUCGUCUCUAUUUAUCAUUCUUUUUUGUAGAAUACUUCUCUGUUACCGGACGAUAUACCGGACGAUAUUAUCGAAACGAUGCGCGAUAUGAUCGUUUUCACAAUUUUUGCGAAAAGACCACAUCGUUUUAUCAACGAUAUAGGUCGUACCAUACAACGAUACAAACUACUUAUU